Molecule: messenger RNA, 1140 nt
Organism: Cordyceps militaris CM01
Lineage: Eukaryota; Fungi; Ascomycota; Sordariomycetes; Hypocreales; Cordycipitaceae
Product: oxidoreductase, 2-nitropropane dioxygenase family, putative
Exons: 3
Coding region: 1-1140 (379 amino acids)
Molecular function (GO): nitronate monooxygenase activity
Source: RefSeq, a predicted model, not a curated record
AUGGCCUCUCCUCAGCAGAUCCGCACUCCCAUCACCGAUCUUUUCAAGAUCAAGCACCCCAUCCUGCUGGCCGGCAUGAACGUCGCUGCCGGCCCCAAGCUGGCUGCCGCCGUCACCAACGCCGGUGGUCUCGGUGUUAUUGGUGGUGUCGGCUACACCCCCGAGAUGCUUAAGGAGCAAAUCACCGAGCUCAAGGAGUACCUCGACGACAAGAACGCUCCCUUCGGUGUCGACCUGCUUCUCCCCCAGGUUGGCGGUAGCGCCCGUAAGACCAACGUCGACUACACCAAGGGCAAGCUCGACGAGCUCGUCGACAUCAUCAUCGAGUCCGGUGCCAAGCUCUUCGUCUCCGCCGUCGGUGUCCCCCCCAAGCAUGUCGUCGAGCGCCUGCACAAGGCCGGCAUCCUCUACAUGAACAUGAUUGGCCACGUCAAGCACGUCAAGAAGUGCAUCGACGUUGGUGUCGACAUCAUCUGCGCCCAGGGCGGCGAGGGUGGCGGCCACACCGGCGACACCCCCACCACUGUCCUCAUUCCCGCUGUCGUCGAGGCGGCCAAGGCUGGCAAGUCCCCCCUCACCGGCGGCCCCAUCCAGGUCAUUGCUGCUGGCGGUAUUCACAACGGCCAGCUGCUCGCCGCCUCUCUCAUGAUGGGCGCUACCGGUGUCUGGGUCGGCACCCGCUUCAUCCUGACGGACGAGGCCGGCGCCCCCAAGGUGCACAAGGAGGCUGUCAAGAACGCCACCCACGACGACAACAUCCGCACCAUCAUCUUCACCGGCCGUCCCAUGCGCGUACACAACAACCCGUACAUCAACAACUGGGAGACGGAGCGCCAGCAGGAGAUGAAGGAGCUCGCCGCCAAGGGUACCAUUCCCUACGAGGCCGACCUCGACAAGUUCAUGGACGUCCUCGACUCGGGCGACCCGACGAAGAUGGGCGAGGCCGCCAAGAAGAUUGGCAUUGAGGCUCUCGCCAUUGACGAGGACAACGACCCCAUUGACGCUUUCCGCCCUCUGCUCAUGGGCAAGUGCGCCGCUGUUGUCACGGAGCAAAAGUCGGCUCGCGCUGUCAUUGACGAGUUUGUCAACGAUGCUGUCGCCUGGAUGCAGCGCGGCAACAAGAUGAUUGCCAAGCUGUAA